CUUUGCAAUUUGUCCCACAAAACUUUGGACUUUUAAAACAUUUAUGGUAAAAAAAAAAAAUCUAAAAUAAUUCCUAACUUAUUAGUCAUUUAUAUUAAGACAAGUGUGAUGCCCAGGACAGUGUACUUUGUCAAGCAGAAGAGAGGUGGGAGGUCUUUAAAAGGGCCGUCUGUCAGUGCAGACAGUUAGUCUUGGUUUGAACUCAGUCUUGGUUUGAACUCACUCUGAGCAAGAGGAGCACAUCAAGCAAUACUUUAAAGAACCGCACCACAUGACGAAGUGUCAGAUUUACUUAACAGCAAAUUCCUUUCUGUGGAGUGGAAUUGAAUAUAGGAAAAGGAUCUUUUUGCUUCAAUGUGUGUGACAGAGGAGUCUGGUCUUUUCCAUUGUCAAACACGUACCAGAUGACCAUCCUUGUGUCAACCCUGAUCCAGAGUAAAGCUAAGUUGCAGGUAAAGUGUCUGUGUGUGCUUGUGUUGCUGAGCUUCCCUCUGACGAUGACGGAGGUCCCUGGUCCCUGCAGACACUCCAUCACACGGGAGCACCUGCUCACACUCCGACAUUUGAUGGACAACCAGUUAAGAACUGGGUGUUCUAUGACGUACACGUUCAUAGAGCGAAGAAGUUUGAGCAAAUGCUGCUUUGUAAAAGCUGCCUUACCGUGGAUCUUAGAACUCCUCACUACACAGUUCAAAUACGGCAGAGGUUCAGUUAAUGAUGGCUAUGUUCAGUCCCUGAGGGCCCUGAUCCUCAACAUGUAUUCUCAGAAGUGUGUGCCUCAGAUUAAUGAAGAGGUGGAGGACAAACCUGAGAGUUUUGAAAUGCUCUACAGAAGCGCUCCAUCAGAGGCGCUGCAGAGGGCACUAGAGGUGCUGACCCUUUACUGGGAGCUGGUCACAAUGAGUGAGGCCCCCAUUGACUGGACAUGCCAAAAUGAAUACACAGAGAGUCUGAGCUCUACCACAGAGUUGCCAACAGAGUCCACCACUCAGUACUACACAGACAGUCAUGGUAGGGACUCCAUAAAGGCCUCUCAGAGAAGAGCUGUGCAAGACAUGUACAAACUGGUCUUCAUCAUCACCUCCAUCUGUGGUGGACUGCUGUUUAUAGUGACUCUCUGCUGUCUCAUCACACAUAAGAAAUCCCAGAUUCAUCACAGGUCGAGAACACACACAGACCUUAGAGACCUGCAAGGCAUAGAGAUGGAAGAGCAAUAAUGUCAUACAGAGCACAUUUCUGCAGCAGCAGACAAUGCACUUGUGAACCUGUAUAUCUGAUUCCACUUGUAAAGUCUUGCGUUUAUAUUUGUGUGUAAUGUAUCAUUUAUGCCCACCUAUUUAAUCUGAGGUUUUGCUUUGACUGAAAGCAAAGACAGACCUUAAGUGGAAUAUGUUUAUGUAUAUGAAGUUUUAUAAAAUGCAGGUAUUGUUGAACAUUGAAGUUUUAUUUUUACAUCUUUGUAAAGUCUAUGGUGUUUCAUGCUACCGUUUAACCCAGUGACUGUAAUUUUGCCAAACACAUGUAUGAAUUAUUUAUUACUUAAAGCAGUCACAAGGAUGUACAGCAAAAAAAA
Periophthalmus magnuspinnatus is the source of this 1573-nucleotide messenger RNA. RefSeq names its product colony stimulating factor 1b (macrophage) (gene csf1b). Gene Ontology annotation, molecular function: cytokine activity; growth factor activity. The transcript has 9 exons. Bases 405 to 1217 code for a protein of 270 amino acids. The record is from RefSeq and is a predicted model, not a curated record. Gene Ontology annotation, cellular component: membrane. NCBI's taxonomy places the organism in Eukaryota, Metazoa, Chordata, Actinopteri, Gobiiformes, Gobiidae.